AUGGCGUCGGUGGUGAAGAACGUUCUCAAAUCGAUCAGAGAAAAGGGUUUCGGCACUUUCCUCAGAGAGCUCAAAGAUGAAGGCUACCUGAGAUGCCUUCCGGAUGGAAAUCUUCUGCAAACCAAGAUCCACAAUAUUGGGGCAACACUUGUUGGUGUUGAUAAAUUCGGCAACAAGUAUUAUGAGAAGCUUGGAGACACACAGUAUGGUAGACACAGGUGGGUUGAAUAUGCAGAGAAAACUAGGUAUAAUGCCUCCCAGGUUCCACCUGAAUGGCAUGGCUGGCUCCACUUCAUUACUGAUCACACAGGAGAUGAGCUUCUUCUACUGAAACCGAAAAGGUACGGUGUUGAACACAAGGAAAAUUUGUCUGGAGAAGGUGAACAGUAUAUCUAUCAUUCCAAAGGACAUGCCCUUAAUCCAGGGCAGAGAGACUGGACCAGGUACCAACCAUGGGAGUCCAAGGCAUGA
Molecule: messenger RNA, 471 nt
Organism: Sphenostylis stenocarpa
Lineage: Eukaryota; Viridiplantae; Streptophyta; Magnoliopsida; Fabales; Fabaceae
Source: the annotation of a GenBank genome assembly